Messenger RNA from Poecile atricapillus (Black-capped chickadee), 641 nucleotides. It is a transcript of the gene DUSP28, whose product is annotated as dual specificity phosphatase 28. Bases 41 to 511 code for a protein of 156 amino acids. Gene Ontology annotation, cellular component: cytoplasm. Gene Ontology annotation, biological process: protein dephosphorylation. The transcript is spliced from 2 exons. NCBI's taxonomy places the organism in Eukaryota, Metazoa, Chordata, Aves, Passeriformes, Paridae. Gene Ontology annotation, molecular function: protein tyrosine/serine/threonine phosphatase activity. The record is from RefSeq and is a predicted model, not a curated record.
AUAGCAGGGCAGGGCCGUGUCGGGAGCGCCGUGUCCGCCGAUGCUCCAGCUGUGCCCGGUCACCUCCUCGCUGCUGCUGGGCACGGCCAGGGCGGCGUGCGACGAGGAGCUGCUGCUGCGGGAGGGGAUCACUCUGUGCGUGAAUGUCACCCGGCAGCAGCCGUUCCCCAGCCUGCGGCACAUCCGCGGGAUCCGUGUGCCCGUGUUCGAUGACCCGGCCGAGGAGCUGGCCCGGUUCUUCGAGCCGUGCGGAGCCGCUAUCGAGGAGGCCGUGCGGGCCGGCGGGAGGUGCCUGGUGUACUGCAAGAACGGCCGCAGCCGCUCCGCUGCCAUCUGCACCGCGUAUCUCAUGAGACACCGGCAGCUCUCCCUCAAGGACGCCUUCGAGGCUGUGAAAGCUGCCAGACCUGUAGCAGAACCGAAUGCAGGAUUUUGGUCUCAGCUGCAGAAAUAUGAAGAAGAUUUGCAGUCUGCUUUGCUGAGCAAAGGACGUAAAAAUAGCAAUGUGUGAAGAUACUUUAAAGAAAGUGAAGUGUCUUGCUACAGACUUCAAAAAAAAAAAAAAAAAAAAUCACUUCCUAAAUCACCUGUGUGUAAAACACUUUAUCCCCUGAUAUAUAUAAUAUAUAUAUUAUGACUGA